GCGCAGUAGACCACUGGGUGUAGUCUGGAGCCCCGUCUCUUCCUGCAGGAGUUUGGAGUUGCAUGGCGGCGAGCACACACGGACUCUCACGGACUCUCACGGACUCUCACGCACAGCAGCAGCCGGGACAGCAGCUCGGGACCAUCUGCCGGUAACCGGGUAGUUUACCGACAACCGUUUGGGGUCAAAGUUCGCGUGAGUUCGCAUAAAGUUUGGGUCUUUUAGUUGUGGUCCGGAGACGACUGGAAGAGCAAUGCGCGUGCUGAUCCGGGCUCUGGUGGCCUGGAGCUGGGUGGCGCUGUGCGCGCGCGCGGCCAUGGACGAGUGCUCGGACGAGCAGGAGCGCGCGCAGCGCUGCAUGCCGGAGUUCGUGAACGCCGCCUUUAACGUCACGGUGGUGGCGACCAACACCUGCGGGGCCCCGCCGGAGGAGUACUGCGUGCAGACCGGCGCCACCGGGGUCACCAAGUCCUGCCACAUCUGCGACGCCCGGGACCCCCGGAACCACCACAGCGCCGUGUACCUGACCGACUACAACAACCAGCAGGACACCACCUGGUGGCAGAGCCAGACCAUGCUGGCCGGGGUCCAGUACCCCAACGCCAUCAACCUCACCCUGCACCUCGGUAAAUCCUUCGACAUCACCUACGUGAGGCUCAAGUUCCACACCAGCCGCCCGGAGAGCUUCGCCAUCUACAAGCGGACCAGCGAGGCGGGCCCCUGGGUGCCCUACCAGUACUACAGCGGCUCCUGUGAGAAGACGUACCGCAAGCCGGGCCGCGGCUUCAUCCGCACCGGAGAGGACGAGCAGCAGGCGCUCUGCACCGACGACUUCAGCGACAUCUCGCCGCUCACCGGGGGGAACGUGGCCUUCUCCACGCUGGAGGGCCGGCCCAGCGCCUACAACUUCGACAACAGCCCCGUCCUCCAGGACUGGGUGACGGCCACCGACAUCAGAGUGACCCUGAACCGGCUCAACACGUUCGGAGACGAGGUCUUCAACGACCCCAAGGUCCUCAAGUCCUACUACUACGCCAUCUCUGACUUCGCUGUGGGGGGAAGGUGUAAGUGUAACGGCCAUGCCAGCGAGUGUGUGAAGAACAGCAGAGGACGGCUGGUGUGCAACUGCAAACACAACACGGACGGCGACGACUGCAACGUCUGCAAACCGUUCUACAACGACCGGCCGUGGAGGAGGUCGAGCGCCGACAGCUCCAACGACUGUCUGCCCUGCGACUGUAACGGGAAGAGCUCCGAGUGUUUCUUCGAUGCCGAGCUGUACCGGGCCUCAGGUCACGGGGGUCACUGCACCAACUGCGCCGACAGCACGGACGGGCCGAACUGUGAGCGCUGCCUGGACCACUACCACCGGGAGGCCGGCGGCAGCCGCUGCCUGCCCUGCAGCUGCAACACCGUCGGCUCGGAGUCUCCUCAGUGUGACAACAGAGGAGUGUGUGCGUGUAAACCCGGCGUGACCGGAGAGAAGUGUGACCGCUGCCAGUCGGGGUUCCACAGUCUGACGGAGGCCGGCUGCAGGCCGUGUUCCUGUUCGCCCUCUGGCAGCACUCAGGAGUGUGACGUGAACACAGGACAGUGUCGCUGCAAAGACAAUGUGGAGGGCUUCAGCUGCGACAGGUGUAAACUGGGCUUCUUCAACCUGGACCCCAGCAACCCUCAGGGCUGCACCGCCUGCUUCUGCUUCCAGCACUCGUCCGUGUGCGACAGCGCCGAAGGCUUCAGCGUCCACGCCGUCCGCUCGUCCUUCUCCAGAGAUGAUGAGCAGUGGACCGGUCAGCAGCGCGAUGGUUCCAGUGUCUCCGUCCAGUGGUCUCCCAGUGGACAGGAAGUGUCCCUCAUCUCAGACGACUACUUUCCCAUGUACUUCGUAGCCCCAGAGAAGUUUUUGGGGAACCAGAUGCUGAGCUAUGGACAGAACCUGAGUCUGAGUUUCCGGGUCGCCCGGCGGGACACCCGGCUGUCGGCGGAGGAUCUGGUCCUGGAGGGAGCCGGCCUCAGGGUGGCGGUCCCCCUCAUCGCUCAGGGCAACGCCUACCCCAACGAGAACAUGCAGACAUACGUGUUCAGGCUCCAUGACAGCACAGACUACCCCUGGAGGCCGACCAUCAGCCACCCAGACUUCCAGAAACUCCUCCACAACCUGACCGCCAUCAAGAUCCGUGGCACCUACAGCGAGAAGAGUGCCGGUUACCUUGACGACGUCUCCUUGGUAACAGCGAGGCGGGCUCCAGGUGUGCCGGCCCACUGGGUGGAGCGCUGCACUUGUCCUCAGGGUUACCAGGGGCAACACUGUGAGCAGUGCACUCUGGGAUAUCGACGUGCCCGUCCGGAGCUCGGGGCCUUCAGCCCCUGUGAGCCCUGCAACUGUAACGGACACAGCGAGGCCUGCAACCCCGCCACUGGAGCGUGCGACUGUCGGGACAACACGGCCGGUCUCAGCUGUGAGCGCUGUAAAGACGGUUUCUAUGGCGAUGCCACCCGCGGGUCGUCUGACUGUGAGCCUUGUCCCUGUCCGGCCGGAGCCACAUGCGCCGUCGUGCCCUCUACCAGAGAGGUGGUCUGCACCAACUGUCCCACAGGAACCACAGGGAAGCGCUGCGAGCUCUGUGACGACGGCUUCUUCGGCGACCCGCUGGGUCAGAGCGGGCCGGUCCGAUCCUGCCGCGCCUGCAAGUGCAGCGACAACAUCGACCCGAACGCCGUCGGGAACUGCGACCGCGAGACCGGAGAGUGCCUCAAGUGCAUCUACAACACCGACGGCUUCUUCUGCGACCGCUGCAAGGACGGUUUCUACGGCAACGCCAUGGCCGGCAGCGCCGCCGACAAGUGCAACGCCUGUUCCUGCUCUGCGUUCGGUACGGUGGGUCGACAGACCGGCUGCUCUCAGGUCACCGGUCAGUGUGAGUGUCUGCCCAACGUGGCGGAGCGUGACUGCGGCGCCUGCCAGCCCGGCUUCUUCAACCUGCAGAGCGCCAGCGGCUGUGAACGGUGCAACUGCAAUCCGAUUGGCUCCACCAACGGCCAGUGUGACAUCACGUCGGGGCAGUGCGAGUGUCAGCCCGGCGUCACCGGCACACACUGCGAGCGCUGCGAGGUCAACUUCUUCGGCUUCAGCUCGUCGGGAUGCAAACCCUGUGACUGUGACCUUGAGGGCUCCCGGGCCGCUCAGUGUGAGGAUGACGGUCGCUGUGCGUGCGCUCGCGGCUUCGUGGGCGCACGCUGUGACACGUGUGAAGAGAACUUCUUCUACAACCGCUCGGCCCCCGGCUGCCAGCUGUGCCCGUCCUGCUACAGCCUGGUCCGGGACAAGGUGAACCAGCAGAGGCAGAAGCUCCAGGACCUGCAGACCCUGAUCGACCAGCUGGGCUCGGGUCACGACACCGUCAGCGACCAGGCCUUCGAGGACCGGCUGAAGGAGGCCGAGAAGGCCAUCAUGGAGCUGCUGGAGGAGGCUCGGGCCAGCAAAGACGUGGACCGUGGUCUGCUGGACCGCCUGAGCGGCAUCAACAACACUCUGACGACGCAGUGGAACCGGCUGCAGGGCAUUCGCAACACGGUGGACGCCACCGGCACGCAGGCCGACCGCGCACGCCACCGAGUCCGGGACGCCGAGGACCUGAUGGACCGCGCCCGCCAGGAGCUGGACAAGGCCAAGGACGCCGUCGGCAAAGUGGACAUCAAACCCCCGAGCGGCACCGGAGAUCCCAACAACAUGACGCUGCUGGCGGAGGAGGCUCGAACGCUGGCUGACAAGCACAAGAUGGACGCCGACCAGAUCGAGAAGAUCGCCAAAGACGCCAACGACACGUCGACCAAAGCGCACAACCUGCUGCUGAAGACUCUGGAAGGAGAGAGCAAGACGAGCCAGGAGAUCGACGAGCUCAACAAGAAGUACAACGAGGCCAAGGAGCUGGCCAAGAACCUGGAGAAACAGGCCAACAAGGUUCAGGCGGAGGCCGAAGACGCCGGAAACAAAGCUGUGAAGAUCUUCGCCAACCUGACGAGCGUCCCGCCGGUCGACACCAAAGCCCUGGAGGACGAAGCCAGUAAGAUCAAGAAGGAGGCGUCGGACCUCGACAAGCUCAUCGACAAGACGGAGAAGGAGUACAACGACCUGAGAGACGACCUGAGGGGCAAAGAGCAGGAGGUCCGCAAGCUGCUGGAAAAGGGGAGGAGUGAGCAGCAGACCGCUGAUCAGCUAUUGGCUCGAGCCGACGCUGCCAAAGCUCUGGCUGAGGAGGCGGCGAAGAAGGGACAGUCCACCUUUAAAGAGGCCGAGAGCAUCCUGGAGGACCUUCGGGACUUCGACAAGAGAGUCAACGACAACAAGACGGCGGCCGAAGACGCGCUGAAGAAGAUCCCCGCCAUCAACGCCACCAUCAUGGCCGCCAACCAGAAGACCAAGCAGGCGGAAGCGGCGCUCGGCAACGCGGCCGCUGACGCCCGAGAGGCCAAGAGCAAGGCGGAGGAGGCCGAGAAGAUCGCGGGCAACGUGCAGAAGGGCUCAGCCAAGACCAAGGAGGACGCAGAGAAGGCCUUCCAGGACACCAACACGCUGGACAACGAUGUGGGCGACAUGAUGGACCAGCUGGACGCCGCGGAGCAGGAGCUGCUCAGGAAGAAGGCCGAGGCCGACCGCGACAUGAUGAUGGCUGGAAUGGCGUCGGAGAACGCCAAGGAGGCCGAGGACAACGCCCGCAAGGCCAAGAGCGCCGUGAAGACGGUGCUGACCACCAUCACCGUGCUGCUGGAUCAGCUGGGACACAUUGACAAAGUGGACCUGAGCAAACUGAACCAGAUCGACGAGUCCCUGAAGAGGGCCAAGGGCAAGAUGGGGGACAGCGACCUGGACCGGAAGCUGACGGAGCUGAACGACGUGGCGCGGACUCAGGAGGACAUGAUCAACGACUACGACCGGCAGAUCCGCGAGAUCCGCGCCGACAUCGCCAACCUCAACGACAUCAAGAACACGCUACCCGAAGGCUGCUUCAACACGCCGUCUCUGGAGCGCCCUUAGUCCCGCCCCCCCCAUCACGUCUAACACUCUGGCAAACAUGCCGACUUUUACCAAAACAGUUUUUAAAUACAUGUUGUUUUUGUCCUCAGAUUCUUGUCUUUGAAGCCAAUAUCACGCCACGUUUUUGUUUCGUUUAAGAAAAGCAGCUGUUUUUGUGGUUUCGGUGGAAUGAACUUAGCCGAAAGGCGGAAGAACCUCAAGGUGGAAGAACCUCAGAGGAGAACCAGAACCACAAACCCGACGUGACUGCACAGACAGGAAGUGUCGGCUUGUAUUACCCAUCAUGCCCGGGGACAGCUACCUUUCCCGUCUUUACCUGUUAUUUUAAUGUUUAAUCAACCGUGUUCUCAGAAUCAACACCGUGAAGGAAUCUUCUUCUUCUUCCUCCUCUUCCUCUUUCUUCAGUAACAGUAUUUUCACCUCCAGCGUGGCGUUGAGUUAAGCCCCGCCCUCUUCGCUGGCGUCCACAAAACAUAUUGUUUUAAAUCUUGUGCGCACAAGAUGAAUCAGUGUCUCGUUCCCAGAAGAUAUGGAUCUUUGAUCUCGUCCCCCAAAGAUCAUAACUUGAAUCUCGAGGGACGAGAUUUUAAACUCUAUUUAUGUCUAUAACUUUAUGGACGUUGUGGGAGACAAUAAUAUAAUCAGAUAUAAUAUCAGUAUAAUCACAACAUAUGGAUCUUGGGUUCAGGUUGCAAGAUAUCAUAUGAAUGCUCAAGAUAUUAAAUUGUGUUUGUGCAAGAUUCAGAUCUUUUGGGAACAAACUUUUCUUGUGCUGCUUGUAGAAAAGCUGACUUCCUGUUCCCAUCGCCUUCGAUGUCUUUGAUAUCUUCACAUAAUCGAUAUCUCAGGAGGUCGGCGCUCUGCAGGCGCACAUUCAUAUCUUCCCUUUACACACAUUCAUAUCUUCCCUUUACACUCAUUAAUAUCUUCCCUUUACACUCAUUAAUAUCUUCCCUUAAUAUCUUCCCUUUACACACAUUAAUAUCUUCCCUUUACACUCAUUCAUAUCUUCCCUUUACACUCAUUCAUAUCUUCCCUUUACACUCAUUCAUAUCUUCCCUUUACACUCAUUCAUAUCUUCCCUUUACACUCAUUCAUAUCUUCCCUUUACACUCAUUCAUAUCUUCCCUUUACACACAUUAAUAUCUUCCCUUUACACUCAUUCAUAUCUUCCCUUUACACACAUUCAUAUCUUCCCUUUACACACAUUCAUAUCUUCCCUUUACACUCAUUCAUAUCUUCCCUUUACACACAUUAAUAUCUUCCCUUUACACUCAUUCAUAUCUUCCCUUUACACUCAUUAAUAUCUUUCUCCCGGCGAAACGCGACACUAUGCAACUUUGUACAUUUUGCGUAGCGAUAAUUUUUAUCUGAUACACUGGUGCUAAUAAUUAUUUCAAAUGUUAUAUUUUUGUGUGAAUGUUUUUUUUAUCAUGACAUAUAGAGUGAGGAUUUCUGUUAUUUGUGUAAAUAUAUGCUAAAAUGAUUCAGGACUGGCUGAUUUUUAAGAAACGAGACUCCAACGCAACAAGAAAAGCAGCUGAAUUGACUUCCAUCCAAUCAACGGAAACUCCAGUAAAAUAAAUAUAUAUAUGAGUAUCUAGGCUGACGUCAUAUGCUUGCUUGUAUACAAGCCUCAUAGCGAUGCUCUGAUUGGUCAGGACGUCCCGAGUCAUUCGCUCACACUAGCUCUACGUCGUGUACUGUGCCUUUAAGACGAGUUUGGUUGUAAUCUGUCCCGUAUUUCACAAAAUGUUCCUCAUGUCGAGACACACACACACACACACACACACACACACACACACACACACACACACACACACGAUUAUGAGCAGAGAAAGAUAAUUUGCUCACUUGUUUUACUUUAUGUUUUAUUCCGCUCUCCAGACGUGAUGCAUAAACAGAGUUUUAAGUUAUAACGUUCCAGCUGUGUGUUUAUCCUGUCGUCAUGGUUACAGCUCUGUGAGGACCUGAGUGAACUGUCUGUAAAUCCAAACCUAACAUUUGAAUAAUAAAAGAUUUACUACAGGAA
Molecule: messenger RNA, 7067 nt
Organism: Cyclopterus lumpus (lumpfish)
Lineage: Eukaryota; Metazoa; Chordata; Actinopteri; Perciformes; Cyclopteridae
Gene: lamc1
Product: laminin, gamma 1
Exons: 28
Coding region: 254-5035 (1593 amino acids)
Molecular function (GO): extracellular matrix structural constituent
Source: RefSeq, a predicted model, not a curated record